UGUGGUGGCGGCUGAAGGCGCGGCCGUGGUGGCAGGAUCCCGGCCUGCGCUGCAGCGCGGAGCCCCAUGGUGCGGGGCUGCGGCCCGGCGGCAGGAAGAACUCAAGGCCCGGGCUGCUCCGGCUGACCGUGCGGGCCGCGCGGCCCGAAGCCACCGCCGUCUAUCGGGCCCCUCGGGGCGCGGGCCGGCCCGCCAUGGGCUCCCUGUUCCGGAGCGAGAGCAUGUGCCUGGCGCAGCUCUUCCUGCAGUCGGGCACGGCCUACGAGUGCCUCAGCGCCCUGGGCGAGAAGGGCCUGGUCCAGUUCCGAGACCUCAACCAGAAUGUAAGUUCUUUUCAAAGAAAAUUUGUUGGUGAGGUGAAGCGGUGUGAAGAACUAGAACGAAUAUUGGUGUAUCUGGUGCAGGAGAUCACGAGAGCUGAUAUUCCCCUGCCUGAGGGAGAGGCCAGUCCUCCUGCGCCUCCGCUUAAACAGGUUCUAGAAAUGCAGGAGCAGCUGCAGAAGCUCGAGGUGGAACUGAGGGAAGUCACCAAGAACAAAGAGAAACUGAGGAAAAACCUGCUGGAACUGAUUGAGUAUACUCACAUGCUGAGGGUGACGAAAACCUUUGUCAAACGAAAUGUCGAGUUUGAACCCACUUAUGAAGAAUUCCCUUCCUUGGAGAAUGAUUCUUUGUUGGACUACAGCUGUAUGCAGAGACUGGGAGCAAAACUGGGAUUUGUGUCUGGCCUAAUUCACCAAGGAAAAGUUGAAGCGUUUGAAAAAAUGCUGUGGAGAGUCUGUAAAGGGUACACCAUCGUGACCUGUGCCGAACUGGAUGAGGCGCUCGAAGACCCUGAGACUGGAGAAGUCAUAAAGUGGUAUGUGUUUUUGAUCUCCUUUUGGGGAGAGCAGAUUGGCCACAAGGUCAAGAAGAUCUGCGACUGCUACCACUGCCACAUCUACCCCUAUCCGAACACUGCUGAGGAGCGGAAGGAGAUUCAGGAGGGGCUGAACACUCGGAUCCAAGAUCUUUACACUGUGCUUCACAAGACUGAGGAUUACUUACGGCAAGUGCUGUGCAAAGCUGCGGAGUCCGUCUACAGCCGGGCCAUCCAGGUGAAGAAAAUGAAAGCCAUUUACCACAUGCUCAACAUGUGCAGCUUCGACGUGACCAACAAGUGCCUCAUCGCCGAGGUCUGGUGCCCCGAAGCAGACCUGCCAGGCCUGCGCCAGGCGCUGGAGGAAGGUUCGAGAGAGAGUGGUGCUACAAUGCCUUCGUUUAUGAACACAAUCCCCACCAAAGAAACCCCGCCAACCCUGAUCCGCACCAACAAGUUCACCGAGGGCUUCCAGAACAUCGUGGAUGCCUAUGGCGUUGGGAGCUACCGAGAGGUGAACCCAGCCCUCUUCACCAUCACCACCUUCCCAUUUCUGUUUGCUGUGAUGUUUGGGGACUUUGGACAUGGCUUUGUGAUGUUCUUAUUCGCUCUCUUGCUGGUGUUGAACGAGAGCCAUCCCAGGCUACAGCAGUCACAGGAGGUCCUGAGAAUGUUCUUUCACGGUCGCUACAUCCUCCUGCUCAUGGGGUUGUUCUCAGUGUACACCGGCCUCGUCUACAACGACUGUUUCUCCAAGUCUGUGAACCUCUUUGGCUCCGGGUGGAAUGUGUCUGCCAUGUAUAGCUCCGGCCGCACUCCGGGUGGUCACAAGAAGAUGGAGCUUUGGAAUGACAGCGUCGUCAGACACAGCAAGAUUUUGCAGUUGAACCCGAGUGUUCCCGGAGUAUUCCGAGGCCCUUAUCCUUUCGGGAUUGAUCCCAUUUGGAACUUGGCCACAAAUCGCCUCACUUUCCUAAAUUCUUUCAAAAUGAAGAUGUCUGUGAUUUUAGGAAUUAUUCACAUGACUUUUGGUGUCAUUCUGGGAAUAUUUAACCACUUGCACUUCAGGAAGAAGUUUAAUAUCCUCCUGGUCUCUGUCCCGGAGCUGCUCUUCAUGCUGUGCAUCUUUGGCUACUUGCUCUUCAUGAUCGUCUAUAAGUGGCUGGUGUACUCGGCCGCCACUUCCAGGGAGGCCCCCAGCAUCCUCAUCGAGUUCAUCAAUAUGUUCCUCUUCCCAACCGGUGAGGCACACGGCCUCUACACUGGGCAGACGCAUGUGCAGAGAGUGCUGCUGGUGGUCACGGUGCUGUCAGUGCCUGUCCUCUUCUUGGGAAAGCCGCUGUUCCUGCUGUGGCUGCACAACGGGCGCAGCUGCCUGGGACUCAACCGGAGUGGUUACACGCUGGUAAGGAAAGACAGUGAGGAGGAAGUUUCUCUGCUGGGAAACCAGGACAUAGAAGAGGGCCGCAAUCAAGCAGAGGACAGCUGUAGAGAAGUGAUGUCUGAAGAGUUCAACUUUGGGGAGAUACUGAUGACACAGGUGAUCCACUCCAUCGAGUACUGCCUUGGCUGCAUCUCCAACACCGCGUCCUACCUGAGGCUCUGGGCACUCAGCCUGGCGCACGCGCAGCUGUCUGACGUGCUGUGGGCCAUGCUGAUGCGGGUGGGCCUUCGUGUGGACUCCACCUACGGGGUUCUGUUGCUGCUCCCUGUCAUGGCGCUCUUUGCCGUUUUGACCAUUUUUAUCCUUUUGAUCAUGGAAGGCCUUUCUGCAUUCCUUCAUGCCAUACGCCUCCACUGGGUAGAAUUUCAGAACAAAUUCUAUGCUGGUGCAGGCACCAAAUUCAUUCCUUUCUCAUUCAGUCUGCUUUCAUCCAAGUUCAGUAAUGACGAUGACCUGGCAUGA
This is a messenger RNA of Castor canadensis (American beaver), 2765 nucleotides long. It is a transcript of the gene Atp6v0a2, whose product is annotated as ATPase H+ transporting V0 subunit a2. Lineage: Eukaryota; Metazoa; Chordata; Mammalia; Rodentia; Castoridae. Gene Ontology annotation, molecular function: proton-transporting ATPase activity, rotational mechanism; ATPase binding. Gene Ontology annotation, biological process: proton transmembrane transport; vacuolar acidification. Gene Ontology annotation, cellular component: vacuolar proton-transporting V-type ATPase complex; plasma membrane; vacuolar proton-transporting V-type ATPase, V0 domain. The record is from RefSeq and is a predicted model, not a curated record.